AUGGGGAAGUCUCUCAGCAAGUUAGGGCUCCGCCAGUCGGUGGGCCGAUUCUGGCAAUACUUCUUUUUCCGCCCGCGUGAGUCAACUUCUCCCCACCAAAUUCAAGAAACAUCCCCCUCACACUCCGAAGGCUCAGACAAGAUGACGAAUUCAGACCCAGCGCCCGUCGCGCAAGCCCCAGCUGCCAAAGCCCAGGAGUCUCAGCCCACGGAAGCCCAAACCCUUCCCAUUCGGGAGUCGAACCCAAAACCCACCAAAAAUGAUGCGCCCGCGUCCGCGUCCGCCGAAGGCUCCACAGAAAAGCCCCUCACACCUGCUGAAUUGAAGAAGAAGGCUAAAGCCGAGAAGGCUGCUCGACGUGCCCGCGAAAAGUUAGAGAAGGAAGGGGGUGCCCCCGGUGGUGCCGCUCCUGGUCCUGGAGCAGGCCAGGCUCGGCCGCCAAUUACACCGAAGAAGGACACUGCUGCCGCUGCGCAGAAAGGACAGAAGACACCGACAGCGCGACGUGGCUCAAUUGCUACUACGCAGUCUGGGUCUGCGCUCGUCGAACAGCAGAAGAAGAAGAAAGACGAUAAGAAGGUUGCUGUGUUCGGCCACUUGUAUGGUCAGCAACGCCGCACUACCAUCGCUGGUGGAGGAAAAGAAGUGCACCCUGCUGUACUGGCGUUAGGCUUGCAGCUAAGAGACUACGUCGUCUGCGGUAGCAGUGCGCGCUGUGUGUCGACUAUGAUUGCCUUCAAGCGGGUCAUUGAAACCUACACAACCCCCAUGGGAACAUCCCUCCCUCGUCAUUUGACCAACCAUCUCUCGCAUCAAAUUACCUACCUCUCGACCUGCCGUCCUCUCUCCAUCAGUCAGGGCAAUGCCAUCCGAGCUCUGAAACUCGCCAUUGCCUCCACCGAUCCCUCAACCCCCGAGUCAACAGCAAAGACCUCCCUCUGCGAAUUCAUUGACAGUUUCAUCCGCGAAAAAAUUACCGUCGCUGAUCAAGUGAUCGCCGAAAGCGCCGCACAGAAAAUUCAGGACGGCGACGUAAUUGUCACCUUCGCUGGAAGCAGCAUUGUCAAGGAAACUCUCAUCUCAGCACACAACCAAGGAAAGCGUUUCCGCGUCUCAAUUAUCGAUUCUCGUCCCCUCUUCGAAGGCAAGAGCCUCGCCCGAGCUCUUGUCAAUGCAGGCCUCGAAGUCCAAUACUCUCUUGUCCAUGCCACAACCCACGCCAUCAAGGAUGCCACCAAGGUCUUCCUAGGUGCCCAUGCAAUGACCUCCAACGGAGGCUUGUACUCCCGCGUCGGCACAGCUCUCGUAGCAAUGUCCGCCAAGGAACGCGCCGGCGGCGUCGAAAUCCCCGUCAUCGUCUGCUGCGAGACAGUCAAGUUUACCGACCGCGUUGCUCUCGACAGCAUUGUCGUCAACGAGAUUGCUGAUGCUGAUGAACUAGUCAUCAACCCCAGCCCUGAUCAGAUCACUGGCAUCCCCGAGACCGAGGACGCGCCUGUGGUCGAUACCAAAAAGGGCAAGCCUAACACUCCUAGUAAUGAGCCACCUGCUUGGUCCAAUGGAAUUUCCAAGUCUCCAUUGACUAACUGGAAGACUACUCCCAACUUGCAGCUGCUUAAUAUCAUGUAUGAUGUUACGCCUGCGGAGUAUGUGGAUAUGGUCAUUACUGAGAUGGGUAGUCUGCCACCUAGUGCUGUGCCCAUUGUGCACCGCAUGGUUACGAAUCUCUGA
Molecule: messenger RNA, 1731 nt
Organism: Penicillium brevicompactum
Lineage: Eukaryota; Fungi; Ascomycota; Eurotiomycetes; Eurotiales; Aspergillaceae
Product: translation initiation factor eIF2B subunit delta
Exons: 2
Coding region: 1-1731 (576 amino acids)
Source: RefSeq, a predicted model, not a curated record